AGGCUAGGCUAGCUGGUGGUUAGCAUCUCUCCUCAGUGUAAUUAGUUGAGACGCACCGGCUCCAUCCACACUCCGGUGCUGUUAGGCUCUGAUCUGACUCUUCUAAAAUCCCAGCUCAGACACAUACGCGCCCCACACCACAGGGACACGAAGUACAGUUACUCAGUUAUAAAACAACUGAAGAUGAUUAAGCUUUUUUCCCUGAAGCAGCAGAAGAAAGACGAGGAAUCUGCUGGAGGAAACAGAACAGGAACCGGGGGUAAAAAAGCCAGCGCGGCCCAGCUACGAAUACAGAAAGACAUCAAUGAGUUGAACCUGCCAAAGACGUGCGAGAUUAACUUUCCUGACGAUGAUGACCUGCUCAACUUCAGACUCAUCAUCUCACCAGACGAGGGUUUUUACAAAGGAGGAAAGUUUGUCUUCAGCUUUAAGGUAGGACAGGGUUACCCACACGAUCCCCCUAAAGUAAAGUGUGAGACGAUGGUGUAUCACCCCAACAUCGACCUGGAAGGGAACGUCUGCCUAAAUAUCUUAAGAGAGGACUGGAAGCCAGUGUUGACAAUAAACUCCAUCAUCUACGGUCUACAGUAUCUAUUUCUAGAGCCAAACCCUGAGGAUCCCCUGAACAAGGAGGCAGCGGAGGUGCUCCAGACAAACCGGCGGCUCUUCGAGCAGAACGUUCAUCGCUCCCUGCGGGGAGGUUACGUGGGCGCCACCUACUUCGAGAGGUGUCUUAAAUAACUCGGCGUCCCAUCGUCCUCCCACCAACCCUCCCCUACCCUCCUGUCUUACCCUCCUUUAACCCCUCGUAACUCAGCCCUGCUCAUUGGCAGAAGCUGCAGCAGCAGAAAGCAGCACAUCCCAAGACGCUUUUCUGUUCUAAAACUAAAGAAGACAAAGACCCCCUCGUCUCCCACUCGUCCUUUUCCCUGUUUUACUUCUAAAAUGCAGCAUUCAACCGUUUACACAAGACGCUGAGACGACACACCAAACAGGACUCGAAAAGGCAGCAACAGUGGAACAGGAGGAAGAUGACGAUCAUGAUGGAGGUGAUGGAGGACUGAUGGUUGAGGGGCUGGGGGAGGCAGACAGGUGAAGGUGGUUUCAGUGGUUUGGUGAACGCCACAGUGAUAAAUGAUAAUAAUGGUGAUACACAGGAUUUUUUAAGUUUGUAGCUUGCGUGUGACGCCUGAUAAUAGACAGGUGUUCAGAAGGACACGCCCCCUCCGCCUCAACCCGUUGGUCUAAACUCCCAACUACAAGACGCCGCUUUUGUCAAACUACACCACUGUUGUUUCACAGACAGAGGUGACAGAGGAUCCUCAGAACCACACUCCACGCAUCAGCAGCUGUGAUAGAACGCCUGAGUCCAGCACCAAGGGGGGGGGGGGCAACUGAAAUCCUUCGCCUUUCACUGGGGCGAGUAUGGCCUUUAGUUUUCAAAAGCAGCAGCUCCACAGUCUGAGUAGAUGGUGGAGGGAGGAGCCUGUUAGUGUUUGUUAUGAAGCCUUAUGAUGUUUCUAACCGUGAAAUCUUUAUUUGAGGGUUUGAUUCCAUAGCUGUUGGUUGGGGAGUGAAAACACGGUGGACUUCUUGCAGAUUGAGUCGUUUUAGCAAUGGAGCUGAGCUGGUUUGGAGUCUGAACGUUCAGCAUCACGCUGACGGCAGGGCGACACGUGAGGGGGCAUCAUUGUUUGUUCAAAGGAGUGAGGGCGGAUGGGGGGUGGGUGCAUCUGUUUUCAUUUGGGGUGGGGGGGUCACAGAGGGGAGGGGUCUAGAUGUUACGAUUCUAUUGUGUAUAUUGAAACCCCAGCUUCACAUUGACUGCAAUAUGGUUUAUGUUAAAUAAAAUAUGAACUUGAAUGAUUCUAAGUAC
Molecule: messenger RNA, 1876 nt
Organism: Betta splendens (Siamese fighting fish)
Lineage: Eukaryota; Metazoa; Chordata; Actinopteri; Anabantiformes; Osphronemidae
Gene: ube2m
Product: ubiquitin conjugating enzyme E2 M
Exons: 6
Coding region: 184-741 (185 amino acids)
Biological process (GO): protein neddylation
Cellular component (GO): nucleus
Molecular function (GO): NEDD8 transferase activity
Source: RefSeq, a predicted model, not a curated record